GAGAGAGAGAGAGAGAGAGAGAGAGAGAAAAUCCCAAUACAAGUCUGGAGAUGUUUGUCUGAGACUCUGUAUAGAUCUUUUGACUGAACCAUAUAGAAGACAAAAGAAAAGAACAAAAGAGACAGACAGAGAGAGAGAGAGAGAGAGAGAGAGAGAGAGAGAGAGAGAGAGAGAGAGAUCUCAGUCAUGAAGCCUUGUACAUGGUUCGGUUCUCUGACGUUCCUGCUCUACUUUUGUCCCAUAUCUGCUGCUAAUAGGCAAAGCAGACAGGUAUCUGUGGGAAGCCAACAGGGGGUGUGUCGCUAUGGUAACCGGCUGGAAUGCUGUUAUGGGUGGAAGAAAAAUACAAAAGGCCAGUGUGAAGCCCAGUGUGAAUUCGGAUGUAAACACGGACAGUGCGUAGGGCCGAAUAAGUGCACAUGCUUUCCGGGAUACACCGGCAAAACAUGCAGUCAAGAUUUAAAUGAAUGUGGGUUGAAGCCUCGUCCUUGUGAGCAUCGCUGCAUGAACACGUUCGGUAGCUACAUGUGCUAUUGCCUGAAUGGGUACAUGCUAAUGCCUGAUGGCUCCUGUUCCAACUCGAGGACGUGUUCUCUGGCUCACUGUCAGUACGGCUGCGAGGAGGUUCAGGGGGAAAUUCGGUGCCUUUGUCCAUCCACUGGUUUACAACUCAGUUCAGAUGGAAAAACCUGCGUUGAUAUUGAUGAGUGUGUAACAGGACAGCACCAGUGUCCGUACAGCCGAGAGUGUGUCAACACCUUUGGGAGCUACUACUGCAAGUGCAGAGCGGGCUACGAUCUAAAAUACAUCAACGGGAAAUAUGACUGUAUAGAUACGGACGAGUGUCUUGUCAACACUCACAAAUGCAGCCGACAAGCAGAGUGUAUUAACACUGAGGGAUCAUACAAGUGCAAAUGCAGACACGGCUUCCGUGGCAGCGGGUUCGACUGUUCAGUAAAGCCUUUUUAUCAAAGCAGCUCCUGGGACGCUGAUAAAGGCAGUGCAGACGAACUUCAUAACGCAAUCCCAGAAUUCCAGUCAAAGACACGGAUUCUUGGAGGGAAACUGGACAACACCAUCCCAGAGCCCAGAGUGACCACAUCACCCAAACUGCACCUACAGCCAUUUGAUUACGAUGGAGACAUUUACAUUGGGCCUGGAGAGGAAGUAACAUCACUGAUACCAACCAAAGAGGAGGAGGAGGAGGAGGAGGAGGAGGAGGGAAAUGGGGUUGAUACUGAGAGGCUGAAUCCUCGAGGAGAUGUGUUCUUUUCUGACGUUGUGUACAGCCGAGGAACAGAAUUUAAGGAAAUUAAUGCAGCUCCUCUACAGGAAAGAUUCCUCACUGACUGUCAUUUUGAUUCGGGGGAAUGUGAAUGGGUCCAGGAGAAGGAUGACGACAUGGACUGGACCGUCCAUUAUCAUGAAAAUGGACUGCAGUACUACAUGGCGUUUAGUGGAAUUGUGGGUAAGUGGAGGCAGCAGGCCAGGCUGAAGCUGCUCCUCAGUGAUGCGGUUCGUCAGCAGGCUUUCUGUGUGAGAUUCAGCUACAGGUUUGAGGGACUGCACACAGGAACGCUGCGUGUGAUGACAGAAAGUAGGAACGUCCUGUGGGAGAGGAGACAAGGCCAGGACGAUGGCUGGAACAUGCAGAACGUCGAUGUGACCUGGAGCGACAGAGCUCCUGAAUCGCUUGUGUUUGAGGGAACGCUGGGAAAGCUGGAGCGAGGAGAAAUUGGGCUGGAUAAUGUGGUGCUGAUGUCAGGAAGCUGCAGUGAUGCUGAGGAGAAACUGAUUUAGAGAAACGUUUGAUCUCUGAUGUCAUACUGGAUAAAAUGUUCAUAAAGGAAAUAAAAGAUAUUUGAUGAAA
This is a messenger RNA of Tachysurus vachellii, 1870 nucleotides long. RefSeq names its product EGF-like-domain, multiple 6 (gene egfl6). Lineage: Eukaryota; Metazoa; Chordata; Actinopteri; Siluriformes; Bagridae. The record is from RefSeq and is a predicted model, not a curated record. Gene Ontology annotation, cellular component: membrane. Gene Ontology annotation, molecular function: calcium ion binding. Bases 187 to 1800 code for a protein of 537 amino acids. The transcript has 13 exons.